AUUUCACUUAAAAACGUCAAAAUAAAAAUUUAUGUAAUGUAUUUGCAGAUAUAUUUAAUAAUGUUUCAGUUCUAUUUUUUAUACAUUAUAAAAGAGAUAGAAGCAUUUCAAUAGAAUCUUGUGCAAUAUUUUUGUGAGGUAGUAUUUUUCAUAAAUUUUGACGUUGAAGGUAAAAUUCUUGUUGUGUUAGACUAAAAAGAAAUAUCGAAAUAAAUACGUGACAAGGAAAUAGUUAAUUAGUGAGAAUAUACAAUUAGUGCCAAUUACAAAAUCCUGUUAUCUGGUAAUUAAAUGUACAAAAAACAAUUGAAGUGACCGAUGCCCCAUCCACGUUUUUGGUGUGCUCUUGCACUUGAAAUAAGACAAGCGCACCCGCGGCACCGCACAGGUACUUUGUACAGGUAGUCGAGUCUUUGAAAAUCGUUCAACAGUUUCACUCUUGCAUGGUAUGUGACCGGUUGUGUAGUGCGCCUACUAUUCAUUCGAUCUAUACGUCCUCCGAACAGUACAGCCUUACCGUGGGUUGUAAAUUUAAGUUUCAAAACACUUUCACUAGCACUUGGUGUCUUUACACGUUUUUUACCCCGAUAAUAAAAGUCUCAAUUCAAAAAUACCCGCGUAUUUUAGAAAAAAAUGAUAAAAUAUAUUCUUUGUUAGAUCGAGUUAUUGUUUUUCAUCUUAAAGUUGUAAACAACGUGCUAUUAUGUAAAAACGGUGUUUGAACAUAGUUUAAAUAAAGGUAGGCGUUAUGGCCAGGUGUGGUAGUGGACGAAUGUAAUUUUUACUUGUUUAUUGGAAAUAUUUAAUACUAUGGAUGAAGACGACGUUACUGUACGAGUGGGUGUCAGGAUUCGUCCUCAGACACCUCGCGAAAUAAUCGACAUGUGUCAUAUUUGCACCACGGUUACACCCGGGGAACCACAAGUUACUCUAGGGAGUGAUAAGGCCUUUACCUAUAACUAUGUUUUUGAUAUGGAAUCCAACCAAACUGAGGUUUACGAAACGUGUGUGGCAUCUCUAAUCGAAUCUUCUCUUGAAGGGUAUAAUGCCACUGUUCUUGCAUAUGGUCAGACAGGAUCGGGAAAAACUUACACAAUGGGCUCAGGAUUCGAUGUCGAAGUGAAAGAAGAACAAAAAGGAAUCAUUCCAAGAGCCAUUCACCAUCUUUUCGAUGGGAUCCAUUCCAGAAUUCAGAAGGCACAAUCAGCUGGAAUUUUACCACCUGAAUUUAAAGUAUCCGCACAAUUUAUGGAACUUUAUAAUGAAGAAGUCAUUGAUUUAUUCAAUCCUUCAUAUAGUAAAGAUAAAGUCUACAAAAUUCACGAAGACCCAUAUGGUGGUAUUCAAGUAAAGGGAGUAACUUUUAAGACUGUUCUAUCAGCAGAGGAUGCUCUCCAAUGUUUGAGACUAGGAGCCCUUUCCAGGACAACUGCCAGCACGCAGAUGAAUACUCAGUCCUCACGUUCGCAUGCCAUAUUUACUUUACAUAUAAAGCAGCAACGAUUGGUUCCUUCUGAAGAUGAAACCAAUGAGUUUGAAACGCUUAGUGCCAAAUUUCAUUUUGUUGAUCUUGCCGGUUCUGAAAGACUUAAGAGAACAGGUGCAACUGGGGAAAGACAAAAAGAAGGCAUUUCAAUUAACUGCGGUUUGUUAGCUUUAGGUAAUGUAAUUUCAGCUUUAGGAGAUAAAUCAAAGAAAGCUCUACAUAUACCAUAUAGAGAUUCAAAACUUACAAGGCUGUUACAAGACAGUCUUGGAGGUAAUAGUCAGACUGUGAUGAUUGCUUGUGUUAGUCCUAGUGACAGAGACUUUAUGGAAACGUUAAAUACCUUGAAAUAUGCCAAUAGAGCACGAAAUAUUAAAAAUAAAAUCUUUGUUAAUCAAGAUAAGAGUUCGAAGACUAUAGCGCAAUUGAAGCAGCAAAUUGCUCAAUUACAAUUAGAAUUAGUUGAAUAUAAACAGGGUAAAAGAAUAGUUGGAGAAGAUGGUGCUGAAACCGUUAAUGAUAUGUUCUAUGAAAAUAAUAUGCUUCAAGGCGAAGUGAAUAAUCUAAGAACGAGAGUUAAAGCAAUGCAGGAAACCAUUGAUACAUUAACACUCAAAAAUACGAGUCUGUUAGCAGAAAAAGCUACAGGAGCCUGGAUUGGUGCGUCCACCGGGAAUGAGCAAGAUGUUUCAUACAUGAUCCAAGGAUACUUAAAAGAAAUAGAAGAGUUGAGAGCGAAGUUAAUGGAAUCGACCAAUACUUGUGAACAGCUGAGAAAGCAAAUUAGCCGUUCAAAUCAAAUAGCAUAUUUGGAUUCAAGUAUCAAAGAAAAUGCAACUCUUAUCGAGAAAGCUAAGAAAGAUCUUCAAAAAGAAAAAGAAGAGUUAAACCGAAGAUCGUUAGAACUCGAAAACGAAACAGAUGGGGAAAGUGGUGAUAACGACAGUGAAACCGAAAGCGAUGAAAAGGAAUUAAAUAAUGAACUCAAAGAUGAACUUAUCACAUUAACCAAUGAUAUAGAUAUGAAACAAAAAUUGAUAGAUGAGCUAGAACAUUCACAACGUCGAAUGCAGACGAUGAGGCAGCAUUAUGAAGAUAAACUUUUACAGUUGCAAGUUAAAAUUCAAGCAACACAAGAAGAGAGAGACAAAAUUCUACAAAACUAUAGCGCACAAGCAGAACCAUCAGAUAAAAUAAAGAAAGUCAAAGAUGAAUACACUAAAAAAUUAUCAGACAUGCAAAAGGAAUUAAAACGGCUCCAAGCUGCCCACAAAGAACAUGCUAGGCUAGUAAGAAGCCAAAGCCAAUACGAAAAUCAACUUAAAUCAUACAAAAACGAAGUAUUAGAAAUGAAAAGAGCUAAAGUAAGAUUGAUAAACAAAAUGAAAGAAGAAUCUCAGAAACAUAAAGAAGUAGAAUUAAGGAGAUUACGAGAAAUCGCCCAACUGCGUAAAGAAUCCAGAAAAAAUGCUAAUGUAAUUAAAACUAUGCAAAAUGAACGGAAAAUUAAGGAUCAAGUGUUAAAAAGGAAACAAGAAGAGGUGUCUGUGCUAAGGAAAAAUCAACGAGGAAGACUUAGUCUUAAAGCAUAUGGGAGAGUUACUAAAGGAUUCUCUGAAAAAGUUGCUAAACAGAAAUGGCUUAAAGUGGAGAAAGUUAUUAAUAAUAUUGCCAUGAGCAAGAGAGGAUUGGUGGAACAAGAGGUUAGAAUGGAACAUUUCUUGGAAAAAAGAGAAGUUCUAGGCAAAGAGCUAGAAGCUUUGGAGGAAAGAAGAAAACAAGCAGUUGAAAAAAACCAAGAUGUAACACAAUUAGACAGCUAUAUUGAAGACAUAAAAGAAAAUAUCAAUUAUGUUCAAGAAACUAUUAGUGAAACACAACACAAUGUUAUGGCUAUUGAAGAAACUGAAGACGCGAGUGAAAAUCAUGAUUUGCAACAACUAGUAACUACUAUUUACGAUAUCGAUGAGGCCAAAUACAUUAUACACAAAUUGUAUAACAUGACAUUGAGUCAAAAUCACGCAGUUGCCCAAAGAGAUGCAAAGUUGAAAGAAAACGAAGCAACUUUGUCAGAGUUACAACAAGAAAACAAAGUUAAAGGACAAUUAUUAGAUCAUGUACUCCAUAAUGAAAUUCCUAUUUUCUCCAAGGAACUCAUUACUAGUAUAUCUAGUAAUACUAAUGAUACAACAAGUUCAAAUUCGUCUCGAUCUUCUUCCCCUGCGCCUACAGAAAUGCAUUUAUCAAUCCCAGAAUCUCAAUCAUCCCAAUCGCAAUUACAAUCGAGAUCCAAAAUACGAAGACGAACCGCACAACCUGCUGAAAUGCUAUUUGGCUUACAAGCUCAUCCAGAUAUGACCCAUUCCCAGGAUGCUUCUACUCUCAGAUUGGAUUAUGGUAUACAAAGAGUGCCGAGCGUUCCAGGAACCCUUAAGUUGAAUUCCUGAUGAUCCAUGAAGUCAGAGUUUCAUCCGGUGAAGAUAACUCUCCAAACAAUGACAACAUAUUUCAGUACAUGUUUGUAAAUAGUUUUCAUGUAAUUACAUCCGUUAAUGCUACUAAACUGCUGUUAUUUUUAUUGUUUUUAAUCAUUUUGUUAUUUUACUUAUUUAUUAUUAUAUGACAAAUAAUAAACAAAUCAAGUAUUGUUACAUAUUUAGGAAUAUUCACAGUAAAAAGGUUAAUUUCAUGAUAAAACUUUUGUAUUAUUAUGGAAUUCGAUUAAUUAAGAAAGAACUGAUAUGCUGAAUGUGAAAUUUUUUAUAUAUCUUAACCAUUCCUCCUAAUGUCACUAACUCGCCUCUCUCCGCUGAGACAUUUCUGCCGAUUUGACGUUGAGUUUUCUCUGCCAAUAUUUUUGGAGUAUUCAUAAUCGUUGUAAUGCCGGUUUCAUCGAAAUAAAUAAUACAGUUAGCUGCAAAAUUAUAUCUUGGGAGAACAUCUUCUAAAUUAUUAAAAAAGUUUUCAACGGUAGUCUCAUUAAAUGAAAAGAUCCAAUCUAAGUCAGCAUUGUUAUUGACAUGAAUGAAUUUUAUUAUAUAACCAUUUAGUUGGUCUUAUUGUUCGGUAGUAAAUAUCUCCUGGAAGGUACACUUAGAUGAAAAACUCACGCCUUCGCUAUCUUUAUUCUUCUUUUUUUCUAUUCUAUGCUGCAGAGUUGCAGGUUUCAAAUUAAAUCCAUCGACUGAUGUUCUUAUUGAUAAUUUUCCUUCUAGCACGUCAGAUAUCGCAGAAGCCACAGAAAUUUCAUUGAUGGAAGUUCUCUUCAUUUUGCGUUUAAAUUUAUAAAUUUUUUAAAAAGAAAAUAAAAA
This is a messenger RNA of Diorhabda sublineata, 4797 nucleotides long. RefSeq names its product kinesin-like protein KIF21B (gene Klp31E). Gene Ontology annotation, molecular function: ATP binding; microtubule motor activity; microtubule binding. Gene Ontology annotation, biological process: microtubule-based movement; mitotic spindle organization. The transcript has 9 exons. The record is from RefSeq and is a predicted model, not a curated record. The coding region runs from base 811 to 3933 and encodes 1040 amino acids. Lineage: Eukaryota; Metazoa; Arthropoda; Insecta; Coleoptera; Chrysomelidae.